This is a messenger RNA of Puntigrus tetrazona (Sumatra barb), 2340 nucleotides long. It is a transcript of the gene faima, whose product is annotated as Fas apoptotic inhibitory molecule a. The transcript has 5 exons. Gene Ontology annotation, biological process: canonical NF-kappaB signal transduction; positive regulation of neurogenesis; negative regulation of extrinsic apoptotic signaling pathway via death domain receptors. Bases 225 to 764 code for a protein of 179 amino acids. The record is from RefSeq and is a predicted model, not a curated record. Lineage: Eukaryota; Metazoa; Chordata; Actinopteri; Cypriniformes; Cyprinidae.
CAUGCAUUUAUUACUGUCUUUAAUUCUCUGACUCUUGUGUUUUGAAUGACCGACGGCUUACUGAGGUUCACAGAUUUAAGGGCUCUGACACGUCGCCAGCCGCCCGCUUUAUCCAGAUUUCUUUAAGUAUCCUUAUCAUAGUAAAUUUCCCUUCUCUACGCAAGGCGUUUGACAAUGCUAUCAGUGUUUUUCUCUUUAUUGAGAUAGACGCUGGAGGACAGAAGAUGUCAGGAGAUCUCGUAGCCGUGUGGGAUGUGGCUUUGAGCGAUGGAGUGCACAGGAUUGAAUUUGAACACGGCACAACCACAGGGAAACGGGUCAUUUACAUCGAUGGAAAGGAAGUUACAAGGAAAGACUGGAUGUUCAAACUGGUUGGAAAAGAGACUUUUUAUGUGGGUGGUACAAACACAAAGGCCACUAUUAACAUAGAUGCAGUGAGCGGCUUUGCAUAUGAAUACACUCUUGAGAUUAACGGACAGAGUCUGAAGAAGUACAUGGAAAAUCGCUCCAAAGUUACCAGCACAUGGCUCCUCAACCUUGAUGGCAUCGACUGCAGAGUGGUUCUGGAGAAAGAUACCAUGGAUAUAUGGUGCAAUGGACAGAAAAUGGAAACAGCUGGUGAGUUUGUUGAUGACGGCACAGAGACGCACUUCACUUUGGGCGACCACGACUGCUGCAUCAAGGCUGUGAGCAGUGGCAAGAGACGAGAUGGCAUCAUUCACACGCUGCUUGUGGAUGGCAUGGAAAUUUCAGAGUCAGAGUGAUCUCUGUGAAUGAAUGUGUGAGUGUUUCUAUUAUCCGUCCUCACGAGAAGAGUGUAUAUACGGAUGCUGGGACAUCAUGUUCUCAAGUAUGACCACCGAUCAGCAUGCGCUGGUUCAGUAAUGGACCGUUUUAAGUCAAAAGAGACAAAUACAGUGUACUUUUAUUGCUACAUACCUCACGUAACAUCAGCGUUUUUUUUUAGUUUCUCAAUUUCGUGUCAGUUUGGUUUUUAUCAUCAGUGAAGUUAUCUGUGACCACGGAAAGAUGUGAGGAUCCCUGGACCUUUACUGGGUGGUUUGGUAUGACGGGCAUGUCAGAUUUAGACAAUAUUUUUAUUCUUUGUGAGGUAGCAUCACGGUCUAGUGGUCUAAAUGUGAAUUAAGUGUGAACGUACUUGUUUAAAGUAUUUGGUCUAGAAUCUGACCAGCCUCUGACUCAUAUUUAGGGUCAGACUACAGCAAUAACAUUCAAUAGGAUGUAUAAUAUUUUUCCAAUUCAAUACUUUUAUUUGACUUUGCGUUUUUGAGACACUGGCUCAAGGCCUCGGGACAAGCAAAAUUGCUCAUUCCUGCCAUUCAAGCUUCAUGUGUCUGGUGAAUUCAAGAUGACAUGACAGACUCCUGUUGAGAUUGAAAUGAAAAAUGAUCAGAAUCUAAAUAUGAAUUAAGCUAUUUCUUUUUGUCAAGUUUUAGUCACUUUUCCUAUUUGGAAUAAAAAAUGGUUUUGUAUUUAAAUGCUCUACAGUGCCCUACGUAAGUAUUGAGACGGUAAAGACAUUAUAAGAUGAAUUUGAGACAAAACUACAGACUUGCAUGCUUGCAUGCAAACUUCUGACUAGAACCAAAAAUAGAAAGGCAAGAUUACAGUUUGCCAAAUAGCACAAAGGUCAGUCAGUACAGUUUUGGAAGUGAGAUUUAUGGACCGAGAUUAAACUUUAUCUAACUUAUGGAAGAAAAAAAAAAAAGAAAAUUCAAAUGAUCCUAAGCAUACAGCCUUAUGUGUAAAAGUUGGCGGAGGCGGUGUUAUGGUAUGAGCAUGCACAGCUGUCUCUGGUAAGGCCCUCUCAAUUUUAGUGAGGACCUGGGGUACAAAACUAUCUUGGCUACCAAUAUUCAAAGAACCAGACUCAUCAGAAAGUGCUUCGUAGCGCAUCAGGACAAUGACCUAUAGCACCCUGCCAGGGAAGGAAAGAAUUGAAAAUUCUUAAGAUUGCUCAAAUUAAUAUCCAGAUUUAAAUCCAUUUGAACAUGAAUUUCACCAACUGAAGGGGAGACUAAAACAGAGCAAGAGUCCGGUGAUGUCUAUGAUUGCUUGCAAGGGAUCUGCAACUAAUCUUUUACUUCUGCCUUGAGUUUAACUGUCCCAUGCUCACAUCAAAUAGUGGGACGACCUCUAAAAGUGCUGUCCUUUUAUAUUUGGUAAAACAUGUAUGUGUUGAUUCUGUUAUUUUAUCUAAUAUUUAUUAGUAAUUAAUUUAUUAUAUUUGCAGAUGUCUUGACUACACAGCAAACAAAGAACUUUCAUUAUUGUCCCAGUUUUUAUGGAGGGCACUAUAUAUAUAUAUAUAUAUAUAUA